Molecule: messenger RNA, 5163 nt
Organism: Porites lobata
Lineage: Eukaryota; Metazoa; Cnidaria; Anthozoa; Scleractinia; Poritidae
Source: the annotation of a GenBank genome assembly
UUACAAAUAUUAGCAUUUUAAAAGCUUAUCAUUCAAGCACUUAACCUUAUUGUUCCUGAUGUCUGAAGGGGAUCAAGCAAUGCCUAAAACUAAGCAAUCUCUUCAACACACUGGAUUCAAAACAAUUGAAACCAUUGGACGUCUUGUUUUACAUGUGGUCCUUCGAUUUUGGAGAUUUUGUAGUGCGGCAAUGUUGACGUUGCUUCUUCUCUACUGGCUUUAUGGAGGAGUCGUUAGCUUCUUGUUAUUAACUGCAGCCGUAUUUGGCGCUUUGUAUCAUUAUCAAGACACCCUUCUCUACUUCCCAGAACAGCCUGUUACAUCAAGAGUCUAUGUUCAAAAUCCAGCAAUUCUGGGCUUUCCAUUUGAGAAUUUGUACCUCAAGACACAAGAUGGCCUGAAAAUUAAUGCUGUGUUUCUCAAACAUUCUCCUCAGUUUCAGAGCUCUGUUCCUACUGUGUUGUUUUUCCAUGGCAAUGCUGGGAACAUUGGUCAUAGAUUAGCAAAUGCCAGAAGUUGGUAUAGUUACUGUGGUUGUAAUGUUUUUCUGGUGGAGUACAGAGGUUAUGGAAAGAGCGAGGGCUCCCCUAGUGAACAAGGUAAAAGCGUUCAAGACCCAACCACAAAAUAACCUUUGUUUUGCCCACAGUUUACUAAAUGAUUAAUUAAAAGAAAUCAACAAAUCAGCAGAUGGUUAAUGGGUAACAGGUCUUUUCACCCAAAAGUUGAUUCGCUGAUGGCAGUUCACCCGUACCGGCAUCGAUUCACCCUAAGUUUAUUUAUCAUUCCUUAACCUUGAAGAUAGGUGUAAGCAUGAAAAGACAAUGGCUGCGGGCGGGGCGGGGGGGGGUAUGGGUGAUUUGGUUUGUGGAGGAAUUUUUUUCCUGACAUACAUCGGUGUAGGAUUUUUUUUUAUCUAGCAUUAUAUGUCAUGAAAGAUUUUUUUUCCGUUGUAGGAAUUUUUCUUUUGCCAGGUAUUCCCUUGCAAGAAUUUUUUUUCCUCUUGAAAUCAGUCUCCAGGAUAUUUUUUUCUCAAAUCACCCAUACCCUCCCCCCCUUCAAAAUUCAAAUGGUCGCCCCCUCAUUAGAUCGUUCUCAGCAAUGGAAUCCAAGCUUAACUUAAAAAUAUCUUUGAUAUUGAGUUUUGCUGUGUUGUGAGGGUGUUAAACAUUGACUUUGGGACAGUAGGUGUUUUAACAUGAUCAAUAUUGUUGAAUAGGUAAUUGAGAUAAAAAUGCUAAUUUUUGUACCCAGUGUACUUCUGAGUGGAAAACCCAACACACUGUAAAUCUCUUUGCCAUUACUGAUCAAUUUACCAUUGAUCCAUAUAUGAUAAAUUUCAGGGCUUCAUUCUUAAAUAAUAUAUAUUGUCGAUUUAUUGAAGGUUUUGAGCUUGACUCAGAAGCUGCAUUUUCAUAUCUGAUGUCACGCACUGACAUAGACACAAACAAGGUUGUUGUAUUUGGACGAUCUUUGGGUGGAGCAGUGGCAAUUUCUCUUGCAUCAAAUGAACUUUAUCUCGACAAAGCAUUUGCUCUAAUCGUAGAGAACACCUUCACUAGCAUCCCUAGCAUGGCUAAUCAACUUGUCAUGAAUGGAAUUAGCAAGCUACCUUACUUCUGCUUCAGAAAUAAGGUAAACCUUGGUUACAUGUAAUAAUUAUUCUAUUGAUAGUUUAUAGAAUGAGAUAGUUUUUUAGUCUGGUUAACUUCUGUUCAACACUUUGUUUUAGCCAUGAUUGUGCACAAAAACUAAUAGCACCCAAGCCAUAUUUAGUUGAGCCCUUGAUGUGUGACUAGCUGACUAUACUGUCUAUACUGGUAUACCCCACCAGGCAUUGCUAAGUUUUUCUGUGCCACCAGCAAGGUGUCUGGAUAUCUGAUGAAACACUGGGUUGAGACACUGUUUAGGAUGUUUAAGAUACUGUCUAACAAUUCUACAGUCUGUUUUGUAAACUUUAGGUUUGAAAUUUUUUGACGAACUCUCGAUCAUGAGAAGCUCUAUCAAACAACAUGGUUGUGAUUUUCUUUAUUUCUGAUCAUAAAAGUUGAAGGAUGCCUGGAAUAACGUAGACUACGAGUAGCCCCCCAUUUUUCCUCAGGGAUACUAGAGCGAGCGAAAUGCGAGCGCACGUGAAAAUCACCCCAUGCGAAAAAAAGACGACACGCGGCGGGGAGAGGGAAAAUUCACUCGCUCUACUAUCCCUGAGGAAAAAUGGGGGACUACUCGUAGUCUAGGAAUAACGCCUUAAGUAUUUUUGAUAACUAGAUUCUCCUUACAGAUUACAUUGUUUGUCCAUGAUAAUAUAUAAAAAGGAAAAUAUGACAUUUGACAAGAAAUCACUUAGGGUCUUAUUCCAUGCAUUCACCCCUAUAGUCUGUCCUUCAAUUGUUUUGAUAAGUUUGUGCAGAACCUUUUCAAAUUUUGGCUAGAGGUGUUAUUUCAGUGAUAACAUUUAAGGAUUUAUAACAGAAACCAAAAAGAUAUAUUGGUAGGUUUAUUCCAUACAUGAAAAAAUCACACUAACCAUGUGCUGUGACACAGUUUGAUUCUCUGAAGAAGAUUCGCAAGGCAAGAGUCCCAACGCUGUUUCUAUCGGGAUUGGCUGAUCAACUAAUACCUCCCAGAAUGAUGACGAGUUUAUACAAGGUACGUCUUAAAAAUGUCAUUGAAAUUUAAUUUUCUCAUCCUCUUCAUAUGCAUCUUGAAAUCCUUAAACUUUCUCCAAUGUACAUUCAAAUUUCUGCAAGUAUUUUCAAAUAACUUGUCAGAAAUUUGAUACUUUAAAAGAUAGGUUGAUUUUUUAAGCAGAGGGGAAAAAAUGCUAUCAAACAUUUUUUAAAUCCAAAUAAGAAGUUUAAACAAAUUUUUCCAAUUUAGAAGCCUUUGAGUUCAUUUUUGUGGUUGACCCAUGGCUUUAAAAGUCCUGGAACUUUUACCGAGAAAAUAAUCAUAGUAAAUUACUGGAGGAUACAUGGUCAAGUACAAACAUGUAUGCACGACAACGAUUUACUCUAUGCCCAGAAAAAAUAGCCUCUUUGCUUUCAUCUUGUACCUGAUAUCAUUAGUUUUGAAUGGUUUUGUUUGUGUUUCUUUCCUAGGCCUCAGGAUCAUGCUUAAAGAAAAUGGAAUGCUUUGAUCAUGGCACUCACAAUGAAACCUGGCAAUGUUAUGGAUAUUUUGAUGCUAUUUCUAGAUUCUUAUGUGAGGUAUAUAUAUUGGCUUAAAAAAAGCUAGAAAAUCUGGAUCAGAGCGGAUGGGACCUAAUCAAACCCUGUCAGUGUAAACCCAUUCUUUAUCUUCUGUCAUUUGGUUAGUUACAGGUGUUGAUUAAGCCCAGUCCAAUCCAGAUUUUGUUGCGUUCUCCUAGAACAUUCUCAUUUACAGUUAACUUGUUCAAGUUGAAAGCUAACCAUUUAUAAUAGAGUGCUUUAAACCCUAUCACUGUUCUUUGGUGCUAAACCCCGUAUUCAACUCUUUCACUGACCUAAAAUAGAUACCUAGAGCUGGUCCCUGUCAUUCCUCAGGCCUUUUCUUUGACUCUCUAAAGGAUGGAUACUGUAAAAUGCUACUUGUCGAAUAAGCCCCCACUUAUAACCCCUCCAGCAUUUUUCAGUACCACUUUAACAGUGUCCGUCUUGAACAGAGUUCAUGUGAUGCUCUUCCGUCAAACACACAUAUGUGGCACAGAGGCAGCAAAUCUUAAUACACUCUGUAAUGUAACAUUUUUGAUUCUCCAAAAUAUAAUGUUUUCACUCAUAUUUUUUGUAGGUUCAUCAAGCUAGACAAGCUGGAGUUAUUGGACCUCCAGUUGGUGACAGCCCAAGCGUGUCUGGGGGAGCUGCUAAACCAACUGUCCUUAAUGUACAUGGCCGAACUGAAGACAUUUAAUUCAAAUCAUCUGGACUUUUGUAAAAAGAAAACAAUGUCAGACUAUUUUAUCAUAGUGUAAAAAUGUCUGGUUCGUAUUUACUUCUCUGACUGGUAAAAAGUGACUUAAAAGUUACAAGGGAGAAGUUCUCUACACCCAAACCCUUCAAACUUAAAAAUGAGGAUUGUAAAUAAUUUUUUUGUCAGUAAAUAUCCAUACUCUUCUGCAGAAGGUUGUGCCUUGGCCCCCUUGCCCUCUCCUUGGAAAUUCCCUUUAAAGGGGUUAUGUCAUGCUAUUUGCUAUAGUCGUUUUCAAAAGUUGGGACGUGUCUUCACAUCAAUUGAAUUGAAAAACUAUAAUGGUAAUGUUAGGUAUUAAAACUGCUUUCUGUUAUCUGUCGUCAUGGGUGGCAAGGAUGGGCGUGGAUUGAAACUUGAAAAGUUGGCCUGCAAAAAUCACCAAAAAAAUUUAUGGUUUGUGGGGUUUGAAUGAAAGGUGCGUACGGAUUGCUGCGUGAUUGAUUGUGACAUGCAUAGCACUUGUCUAUGGUGAAAAGUAAUGUCAUAGAUGUCAAACUGAACCGAUAAAACUGUCUAAAUUGUGCACAUCAGUCACAGACAUGGGGCAAAGAGACCCGCCCUUAGCAUUUUCUUAAAGGAAGUCUGUUUUUUUCUGCUCUUAAUAAAAUUGUAAUGUAUGUGUUAACUCUUUUUGUCAUCGAUUUCAUUGUACUAAUGAAAUGAAAUUGUUUUGUUUAACCCCUGGAAAUUUUGCCGAAAAACGCUGUUUGAAGCUAGCCUAGCACUAUGCUAAGUUCUGGCAUGCGCAAAAGACAGAAUUUCCCUACAUAGUUACUGAAGACUGUCUCCUUCACGUGUGUGGGUUUCUAUGUGCAAUUAAAGGGUGGGUGAUUGUGUACCGUGCAUGUAUUAACGUCUCAAUUGACUGGCCUACUUACUUGUACUUGUUUUUGGUUGAAAGGUGGUUGGAUAUAUUAAGUUAUGGAAGGUUGGAGAUGGUAUUUUCUCCCUCCUCAUCUCCCUAUCAUAUCACGUGACCUUUAUUCCAUUCUCUUAUCCAAUCUCCACCUGACUGAGGAAAAAGAUCUGGGCACAAAGCUAGUAUUUUCAGGUUCACAUAAACGGAACAAUAAUUAACCUUUUUCAUGAUAGAUCAAUAUACAGCAAUUAGUAAAAUCUAGUUUUCUGUUUUCCCUUGCAAGUUAGAGCUACAGUUAAUUUGUGGUACAUACAGUUUGCUCCUGAAGAAAAAUAAACUCUACCUAAAUCCAU